UACUACUGGGAUACAUAAAAAUCAUGAAAAGCCAAUUAAUAGGAUUUCUUACGAACUUUUGGAUUUCUUUUUCACUUGCUUUAUAUUUUCACAGUGGAGAAAGAGAAGAGAAAUGUAUAAUUGAAGAUGUUCCCAGCGACACGUUGGUAAUUGGGAACUAUAAAGUACAACGUUGGGAUAUACAUAACCAAGAGUUUCUUGAAUCUGCUCCUGGUUUGGGAAUGUUUGUGACUGUCACAACUCCAUCUGCUGAGGUACUAUUGUCAAAACUGUAUGGGCCACAAGGAACAUUUUCUUUUACAUCCUAUCUAUCUGGGGAGCAUGUUAUCUGUUUACAGUCUAACUCCACAAGAUUUGUGGCAUUUGCAGGAAGUAAACUGCGUAUCCAUUUGGACAUUAGAGUUGGAGAACAUUUUUUGGAUGAAUCUGUUGUUCAAGCCAAAGACAAAGUAAAUGGAGUUAACUUUAGACUAGAACAUCUAAUCGAGCAAAUUCAUCAUAUAUCCAAAGAACAAAACUAUGAAAGAGAGCGUGAAGAAAAAUUUCGGAAGACAAGUGAAGAAACCAACAGCAAUAUUUUGUGGUGGGCUAUUGUACAAACGCUAAUCCUCAUCUCCAUUGGAAUUUGGCAAAUCAAAUCUCUCAGAGAUUUCUUUAUAUCUAAGAAGCUUGUUUAAGUCUUAUAAAG
This is a messenger RNA of Balearica regulorum gibbericeps (East African grey crowned-crane), 688 nucleotides long. Its product is annotated as transmembrane emp24 domain-containing protein 11. NCBI's taxonomy places the organism in Eukaryota, Metazoa, Chordata, Aves, Gruiformes, Gruidae. The record is from RefSeq and is a predicted model, not a curated record.